Oldenlandia corymbosa var. corymbosa is the source of this 3293-nucleotide messenger RNA. The record is from the annotation of a GenBank genome assembly. NCBI's taxonomy places the organism in Eukaryota, Viridiplantae, Streptophyta, Magnoliopsida, Gentianales, Rubiaceae.
CCGACUUCACGCGGCAGCUCGAACGAGACGGGCCCAACCCAAAAGCCACAACCCGAAAACCCGGUGCUAUAUUUUCACCCCCCACAACAAAGCCCUAGAAAACAUAUAAGAAAGCUCAAAACCACAGGGGGCCACCCAUAUCCUUCCAGCACCGCCACCACCGAUCGCCGGAUCGACUGCCUCCCUCUAUCUUUCUCUCUAGCUCCGGGGAAUAGGAGGGAGGCUACGGGAACUCCAUCCAUCUCAGUUCCAUUACCAUAAUCUCAUUGAUUGAGAGAUUGCACGUAGAAGACGCCUUCUUGCUUAUGUGCUGCUAUAGAGAUUCUAUUGGGCUUCAGUUAUUUGGAAGACAUGGUUUCUGCUAAGAUUAUGAUGCGAUUGAUUUCAUACUCCGACGAGAUUGUUGAUGGACAGCCUAUUUAUGUCUCAUCUAACUGUGCCCCUAUUAAGGCCUCCAACUUUGAACCAGCUGGGCAGGCCUUUCAUUCUGCUGCUCUUCGGCGGUAUGGUUUUCGGGAGGAAGAAGACACCGAUGCUGAUGAUAAAAGCGACAGUGCAAGUGAGAAGAGUCAGUCUUAUACUCAGUCCUCAGACUCGUACAACACUAAAGGUAAAAAGAAAUCCGGAGAGAAUCAACAAGAUCAUUAUGCACUACUGGGUUUAGGUCACUUGAGGUACCUGGCUACUGAGGAUCAGAUAAGAAAGAGCUAUCGUGAGGUUGCUUUAAGGUACCACCCAGAUAAACAAGCCUCCAUUCUGCUUGCUGAGGAGACUGAAGCCGCAAAACAAGCAAAAAAAGAAGAAAUAGAGAACCAUUUCAAAGCCAUUCAAGAAGCAUAUGAAGUCCUGAUAGAUCCAGUCAGAAGAAGAGUGUAUGAUUCCACUGAUGAGUUUGACGAUGAAAUACCCACUGAUUGUGCCCCACAGGACUUUUUCAAGGUCUUUGGUCCAGCUUUCUUGCGGAAUGGUCGUUGGUCUGUCAACCAACCUAUCCCUACAUUAGGGGAUGAGAAUACUCCAAUCAAAGAAGUUGACAACUUUUACAAUUUUUGGUACAGCUUCAAAAGUUGGAGGGAAUUUCCUCAUGCUGAUGAGUUUGACCUGGAGCAAGCUGAGUCCAGGGACCAUAAAAGAUGGAUGGAGAGACAGAAUGCAAAGCUCACAGAGGGUGCAAGGAAGGAGGAAGCAAUGAGAAUACGUUCUCUUGUUGAUAAUGCUUACAAGAGGGACCCCAGAAUUUUGAGAAGGAAAGAGAUGGAGAAGGCUGAAAAGCAGAAGAAAAAAGAAGCUAAAUUUUUGGCGAAGAAAUUGCAGGAGGAAGAAGCAGCUAGGAUUGCUGCGGAGGAGAAACGCAGGAAAGAGGAGGAAGAGAAGAAAACAGCGGAAGCUGCUUUACAGCAGAAGAAGAUGAGAGAGAAAGAGAAGAAGUUAUUGCGUAAAGAAAAAUCCCGCCUCCGUACACUUUGUGCUCCUAUUUUGUCCCAGUAUCCUCGUGAUUUUAACGGUGACGAUGUUGAGAAGUUGUGUUCGUCACUUGAUAUGGAACACUUGAAAACCUUAUGUGACAAGCUCGAAGGUGCAAAAGAAGCACAGAGGGUGGAGAUUUUGAGAGAUGCUCUUGGACACGAGCAAAAACCUAAGGUUGAAAAAGAAGAUGUGAGAAAUCCACAGCAGAAUGGUUCUUCAGAGAUCAAUGGACAAAAUCCAUCCGUUGUGAAUGAGAAAAAAGAUAAACCAUGGAGUAAAGAAGAGAUUGAACUGUUGAGAAAGGCUGUGCAGAAAUAUCCAAAAGGAACAUCACGAAGAUGGGAAGUCAUUUCUGAGUAUAUUGGUACCAACAGGUCAGUUGAGGAGAUUUUGAAGGCAACGAAAACUGUUCUUCUCCAGAAGCCUGACUCGUCCAAAGCUUUUGAUUCAUUUCUUGAGAAAAGAAAGCCAGCACCAACAAUUGUAUCUCCCCUAACGACUAGGGUGGAAGUUGAGGGGGUAUCGAACAGCAGUUCUGCAGAGGGCAGUUCUGGCAAGGUGGACGAGGUCCAUGUACCUCCCAGUCAGAUUGAAAACCAGCCAAAAUCUGGGAAUUUGAGCAAAGAAGAUGGGGUUUCUUCAGGCGGAGAUCAAGAUGAAUGGUCUGCAGUUCAAGAAAGAGCCUUAGUUCAAGCAUUAAAAACUUUUCCUAAGGAUGCUAACCAGCGUUGGGAACGUGUUGCUGCUGCAGUUCCUGGCAAAACAGUUGGCCAAUGUAAGAAGAAAUUUGCAUUGCUUAAAGAGUUUUUGAGGAACAAGAAGAAUGCUGUUUAAUUUGUCCAGAGUUCCCUUGGUCUUGGGUGAAUGACAGUGAUCAUUCAAUCAGUUUUGCUGCAUAUGAUUGAAUCUGUGGUCUGAUCCUUUUUUCUGAGCAAAGAUCAGGCGUGAUGACUACAGUAUUGUUGGGAAGGUAUCAUCCAUUGACAUAUUUGCCCUAGUUAUAUCUGAGUUACAUAUAUGCUUUGGGGUAUCUCUUUCCAACCCCUUUUUGGCCUUAUUAUGAUGUUGGUAUCUUUCAUUACACAUUUAUUUGGGAAAUUAGGUCAGUGUACUAGAAUAGGUGGACAUGAUUUUGAUCCAUGUUCCAGUUCUGUAUACUAACUAGUGUUGCCAUAAUGCCAUUAACGACCUCAUGAGCUUAUAUUAGUAGUAUUCCAGAAUUCGUUCAUGUUUUUGAAUCUUUUGAUUGGUUCGAUUUAGCACAAUUUAUCACCACACUUUUUUUUGAAAAAAUAAAAUUUCCCCCUCUUCUUUUAGGGUUCCCCCUCCCCCCAUUACAAACUUAUCCUGCUUUUCAAUCAUAAUCAAUAUGCACCACGGCCAUGGCAAGAAAGCACAUUUAUAAUUGGUGCAGAUUGUUGUAUGAAUGAGAUGAAGCAGGCACUAGCAAACACAACACAUUAGUGAGGCUGGCUAGGCUAGCUGCAGAAACAAAUCGUCAAAACGGGAAAAUCAAUUAUAGCUGCGGAACGCAGACGACAGCCGCAGCAGCGUGGUGAUUUUCAAACCAAGAAAGUUGGGGAUUUGGGGAAGUAGAAAGAUAGAAUGCCACAAUUGAAAAGAACCCCCUGUUCCCUUUUUAAUCAUCUUUGAAUCAAAUAUCUGAUCUUUGCGUAUCCAGCCUCCCAAUUUCCUCGAGGAAAGAAAAGAAAGAAGACAAAAAUAUUUUGAAUUGAAAUAUUGCAUGUAAUUAUGUAUACCCUUAUAUUGAAUUUGUACAAACGUACUACCACGGCAUCUCCACUCUCGUCGUUUUUCGAGUUCUC